CACGAACUACUCCUAUCUCUCUGUCCCCAUUAUGCCGUGGUCGAUCAUCCUGCGAUACACUCUUUGGUUCCCCCCCCUGGCCUUAUGUGUGAUGCUACCUUAUUGUUCCUUUACUCCCUACUAAUUUAUUCUUAUACUCGCUCCUAGAAUUGAUAAUUCGGUCCUGCGGAGGGCUAUUCGACCUUCAAAUUCCCUUCCCCCCUACUGCUCGCCAAUAGCUCCACCUACCACUUCCUCUUCGUUUCACUUCAGGUGCAAUCAAUAGUAUAGACGGCUGCGAUGAGAUUACUGUUGGGCUGCGAUUAUCUGAGCUAGUAUUUAACGAGACCAUUCCCACAAGAAAUGGAGGGCCAUCUCAAGAUCAGUCUCCUCGACAAGACCGCUCCCCGUCGUCCAUCUGACGAUGCGCUGGCGCAAACCCACACCGCUACCGAUCUUUCUCAUAACAUCUCGAGAAAGUUCACCCGUGCUUCGAUUCGCAGCGGACUCGCCAAACGCAAGUAUGCCAAAUGGCAGCCGGAACGCCUUGGUCUGACCGACGAUGAGGACACUUCCGACCGCAGAGCGUCCGACGGGCGAGAUCUUUACACGACUGAGACGCGAACGGACACACUGGCCAGAGAGAGCCGCUUGACGGCCACCACUACGGGCCCCUCCUCGACGCAAUGCUCCCCGGAGGAUCAGUCGGAUGUCGAUAAUGCGACUAACGCUCCUCGUGGUGACGGGGCCGAGCAUGAUGGUCACAGCCACCCGAAGCUUACAGGGCUCAAGCCGGGCACCGAGCUGGACAUACUGUACGAGAACCAGCGCGGCUGGUUCUUCUUCGGCAUCCCUCUCUACUCGCAGAGCUCCCUACUGAACUUCGACCCCGCGGCUUGGACAACGCCCGACGGUCGCGAUAGCGCCGUCAACAUUACCAACGCCCAGCUGCCGGAUCCCAGCUGGGAAUGGGUCUGGAAAACCUGGUAUGUGGACAUGUCGGGCGAUGUGGACGAUCAGGGCUGGCAGUACUCGUUCUCGUUCGGCUCGUCGGCCUGGCAUGGCUCGCAUCCCUGGUAUCAUUCAUACGUGCGUCGACGGCGGUGGGUGCGGCUGCGAGUGAAGCGCGUGGCGGAGCGCAGCCGUCGGGGUCGUUCGGGCCUGGAGGCGGCGCACAUGCUCAAUGAAGAUUACUUCACGAUUCAUUCGGGUAAGGCGAAGACGAGGGCGUCCAGUGUGGAUGGUCUGUCGCGUGUCACGUCCGGGUACCUCAGUCGGGUCGCCACGAAGGUUGAGGAAGAGGAGGAGCAUGUGGAGGAGAUUGCCAGUAUCCCUGCGUUAAUGCAUGCGUUACGAGUGGCACGAGUCGAUCGCGAGAAGAUGGAUGCUCUGGAGAAGUUCUUGCAGGAGGGCGGGGACGAGCUCUUCUAUUUGGAUGGGAAGAUCCCGGAGAUCAUGUCCAUGUUUGUCUUCCAAGCUUCGCGGUGGCAGUACUACACACGCCUGUCCGAUGUCGUCGACGAAUUAUCCAGGGAGAGCUCUGAAAAAACGGGGAAGGAAGCAGCAGAGCUACAGCGCCAGCGUGAUCAUCUCCAAAAGGCCGCGGAGGUGGCGCGGCGUCACCUCACGGGACCCGAAGUGCUACAAUCCGAUGAUCGGCAUCUCGAGGCGGACAUGUUGGACUUGACUCCAGCGCCGAAGAGAGGUAGUCUUUUAUCGAGGUACUCCGGCAAGUUUACCUUCCAGCCUAUGGAUGAUGGGGGUGAAAUCAAGGGUAUCCCCCAGGCAGCUGAAGUCGGGCGCGAAGGCCAUAUCUACCAGUAUACUUCUUGAUGGCUUGUUGUGUUUGCAUGUCUACUAGCAUGGUGUUCAGUUUUGGGAUUCAUUAUAUCUGGGAUUAGCUGGGCGUCACGGAGCAUGAAUGUAUUAUAUAUUUGUAUCCCUAAUCGAAUUGUUAUUUAUUG
Aspergillus saccharolyticus JOP 1030-1 is the source of this 1943-nucleotide messenger RNA. RefSeq lists its product as uncharacterized. The transcript has 2 exons. Lineage: Eukaryota; Fungi; Ascomycota; Eurotiomycetes; Eurotiales; Aspergillaceae. The record is from RefSeq and is a predicted model, not a curated record. The coding region runs from base 343 to 1812 and encodes 489 amino acids. Gene Ontology annotation, cellular component: membrane.